This is a messenger RNA of Nothobranchius furzeri (turquoise killifish), 902 nucleotides long. The record is from RefSeq and is a predicted model, not a curated record. NCBI's taxonomy places the organism in Eukaryota, Metazoa, Chordata, Actinopteri, Cyprinodontiformes, Nothobranchiidae.
AUGUGUCAGAUGACGGAACUGGUUUUAUUUCAGAUUACUGUUCUUGGAACUCCCGCAGAGGAGUCCGGCGGAGGAAAGAUCGACCUGAUCCAGGCAGGCGCCUUCGCUGACAUCGAUCUCGUCUUCAUGGCUCAUCCAGCUCAGCGGGAUGUUUCUUUCCUUCCCACUUAGGUUCUUUUAUAUAUGGUGGCAGUGAAGUAUCGUGGGAAAGCAUCUCAUGCCUCUGCAUACCCCUGGGAGGGGAUAAACGCUCUGGAUGCUGCCGUGCUGGCCUAUAACAACCUCUCUUUGCUCAGACAGCAGCUUAAACCUGAUUGGAGGCUUCAUGGCAUCAUCAAACAUGGAGGGGAGAAGCCCAACAUUAUCCCAGCCUAUUCUGAGUUAGAGUAUUUUUGGCGCACCCCUUUGCUCAGUGAACUAAACGAUCUGAAGGCCAAAGCCGAGGCUUGCUUCAGGGCAGCUGGAGAGGCAACGGGCUGCCAGGUGGAGAUAGACUACAUCAGGCAUCCUUACUUUAACAUUCUGCCCAAUUCCACUCUGGAAAACCUGUAUGAAAGCAAUGGAAAAGCUUUGGGAAUGGAGUUUCCCGAGCAGCCUGCCAAGUUCUCUGGGUCCACAGACUUUGGCAAUGUAUCAUUCGUGAUGCCUGGUAUCCAUCCUUUUUUCUACAUUGGCACUGACGCCUUGAACCACACAGAGGAGUACACUGAAGCAGCAGGAGCCGAAAAGGCCCAGUUGCACACCCUGAGGACAGCCAAGGCCUUAGCGAUGACAGCUGUGGACGUUGUGUGCUGCCCAGAACUGCUGCAGAGAGUCAGGGAUAAUUUCAGGCAGGCCAAACUGGAGCAGAAGUGACUGCAAAGCAAUAAUACAGCUCUAAAAGAUCUAAAAAUAUGAUGACC